AUGUCGGCCAAAAUCACAACAUUACCAGGCCACGCGAUCCCACCUGCUCCUCGCCAUGCCAUCACCACACACCUCCCGUCGUGGGAGAUGUUGCUUCGUUUCGCAAAGGACAAAGAUCCAGAGGUCAUCAACAUGCUUGAGAGCAUGUAUCCUCGAAUGAUCCUGCAUAGGGAUGUGAAGGAGCUCAUGACCAAGAUCAUUGAAUACGCGGGCGUCCAGAACACGGGACAAACUUGUCGUCUGUUCCCGUCCAUCCAGGCAGCGCGGGAUUGUAAGGUGUUUGCGACUUCGGCGGCGCGAGGCGAAGGAGCGUUGCGGGAUGAUCAGCUCACCAUUCACGCCUUCACAUUCGAAUCCCAUGCCGAUGGGGCAAUCAAGAACAAGGUCAACGUAUAUGCUGUCUUCUUCCCGGUGGCGUCAACGAGCGUCGUGCACGGUUUCUGGACCCAUUCGGGGACGGGAAUCUCUUCGCGGAUGGCGGAGUAUUGUCUCCAGCAUAUCGAUACACUGGACGAAAGCGAGAGACAUCAAAAUCUGUCGAGCGAAGCAGUUGGUAAGUUAACGAUGGCAGAAAGUCUCGCCCAUCAUCAGAUCAAAGAUCGGAUUACAACGUUGUUAAAACGUGCUCCAAUUGAACCGUCCCGUACUACAAGACUGGCACCUCAUGACGUCUACCUAUACUCGACUGGCAUGUCUGCGAUAUACUGGGUGCACAAGUGCUUACUGAGCAAAUACGGUUCAAAAACAGUCCUUUUCGGGUUCUCGUUCAGCUCAACCAUUCACGUCCUCGGUGCGUUCGGCCCCGGAGUAGAAUUCUUCGGACAAGGAGAUGACGACGAUCUUAAGCUGCUCGAGGAAUACCUCUCGUCACAGAAGGCGAAAGACCAGAAAGUACAGGCGAUUUGGACAGAAGUACCCUCAAAUCCAUUGCUCAACACGCCGGAUCUGAAGCGGUUGCGGGAGCUCGCAGAUCGCUAUGGGGCGCUGCUGAUUGUCGACGACACGAUCGGGAGCUUCUGCAACAUCGACGCCUUUGGGGUUGCUGACAUUCUCGUCACUUCAUUGACGAAAUCGUUCAGUGGAUACGCAGACGUUUUGGCCUCGAGUGCGGUGCUGAACCCUUCUGCAUCGCGGUACGUCGAGUUGAAAGCGCUGUUCGACGAAACAUACCUCAAUUUCUUCUUUGUUGGCGACGCGGAGACUCUUGAGAGGAAUAGUAGAAACUACCUUGAGCGGUCGGCUGUGUUGAACAAAAAUGCAGAAAAAAUCGUCGAGUAUCUUGUCAAAGAGGUCGAUGACCCACACAGUCCGGUCAAGCGCGUGUACUAUCCCACUACCAGCAAAUCAGUGGAGAUAUAUCAAUCUAUGAUGAGGCCGGAGACGAGAGACUUCAAGCCUGGGUAUGGGUGUUUGUUCAGUGUUGAAUUCGAAAGUCUAGAUGCGGCUGUUGCGUUUUACAAUAACCUCAAUGUCCACCUGGGACCGCAUCUCGGCGCACAUCUGACACUUGCGAUCGGUUACUGUAUGGGCGUCUAUCCGAAUGAGCAGGAGUGGGUGGCCCAGUAUGGACUACUGCCAACACAAAUUCGGGUUUCUGCUGGGCUAGAAGAGACGGAGACACUGUUGGAGGAUUUCAGAGUUGCUGUUGAAGCUGCGAAGGCGGCUGCGGACACUCGCACUCUUAACUGA
Exophiala spinifera is the source of this 1689-nucleotide messenger RNA. RefSeq lists its product as uncharacterized. The transcript has 2 exons. Gene Ontology annotation, biological process: transsulfuration. Gene Ontology annotation, molecular function: pyridoxal phosphate binding; cystathionine gamma-synthase activity. Lineage: Eukaryota; Fungi; Ascomycota; Eurotiomycetes; Chaetothyriales; Herpotrichiellaceae. Bases 1 to 1689 code for a protein of 562 amino acids. The record is from RefSeq and is a predicted model, not a curated record.